This is a messenger RNA of Procambarus clarkii (red swamp crayfish), 1670 nucleotides long. RefSeq names its product inactive ubiquitin carboxyl-terminal hydrolase MINDY-4B-like. Gene Ontology annotation, molecular function: K48-linked deubiquitinase activity; cysteine-type deubiquitinase activity. The record is from RefSeq and is a predicted model, not a curated record. Gene Ontology annotation, biological process: protein K48-linked deubiquitination. Lineage: Eukaryota; Metazoa; Arthropoda; Malacostraca; Decapoda; Cambaridae.
AUGGCAAACGCCGCUGGAUUCCAGGACUCUGUUAAGAAGGUUUUGAAUGCCCGCAUCGCAUCUAAAAAAGUAGUCGUGCCUGACCCGUACGAGGAGGAGGUACACCUGCAGGAGGUGAAGAACGCCCGUCGUCGCAGUUUCCAGAAGUUGGUGAAGAAAGUCGUUCACACUCAGACCACCAUCAGAACCGUCGAUCACAGAGCUCACGCAAAACAUGUGCUGUACCCCAGUCGGUGCAGGGUGACCAUUACGAAGGUUCCAGUGGUUGGCGGAGACCCAAUCACUCCGGAUACAGCAAUUGAACUCCGUGAACGGGUCUUCGGGGCGGCGGACUUGCUAACUUUCUCGCUAAAUGAGUGGCUGGGUCAGUCCUUCUGCUUCCACGACGCUGGGACGGCUCUAGCCUACGGCCUCAAGGCUCCUAAGUCCAGCACCAAGGGCCUUGUCAUGUGCGUCCAGGCUUACGUUCUCAAACACCUUCUCUUCAACUCUCACAAACCAGGCGCGGUCGGGGACGUCAUCAGGCUCCUGCGGACGACCAAGAAGGCGCAGGUGGACGCCCUGGUUGGGGCCCUGAGCGACAUCCUGUGGAAGGCCGGAGAGAGGAAGCACGCCGUCCUCUGUCUGACCCGGGAUGAAGUGCACGUCAGUGACGACCCGUGCUAUAUGGAGGAUGGUUGCACUGAGAAGAUCGUCAUCUUCAACUAUGGAAAAUAUGAAGAACUGAAGUUUAACAUCAGGAAAUAUCUCUAUGAGAUGGUGAAUGAGGAUGGCAAUGGAAUACUUCUCUUCCUCUACAGCCUCGUCCUCUCCCGCACCUUCCACAGACUUAGCGAGGACAGAUGUGGGGAAGACCAGAGCCUCAUUCUGGGGAACGGAAUGAUCCAGCCAUGUCUGGCCACCUUAGUCAUCACGGGACGUGCUACGCUCUAUCUCCAUAACGGCAUCAUUUACGAGGGCACGGAAGAGACUAUGGCUAAGCCCAAGACAGGAAUUCUUAUCCGAGCCGAAAUCGGACUGCUGGUGUGGAGACGACCGGAGGGAAACAGCCAGGAAGUUGUGGGGUCACGCCUCAAGACCCCUUCCUUCCCAAUAUGGGUCACCCGUUGUAACGAUUCCUAUGGCAUCCUCUUCUACACUAGCAGGGACCUCCUUAGGGACUACCACGCCGAGAACAGAUUCGACCUCUACUACUACUCCAGCAGUACCAGUCAGAUAGCGGCGACCAUCCUCUCUAUCGACACGCGAGUUCGACCACGCAGGGACGACCAACAGAUUCCUCCCCUUGAAAAUCUUAUCCAUACUAAGUGGCAGGAUGCAGAUGUCAGUUGGAACGGGACUACGCCUUACGUUUAGAAACCAUUCCCUUACAAAGUUGACAUCAGCAGUUUGGGACCGCACCUAGCUUCCACUCUUGACCUACACUACAUGCAAUCUACGUUUACUUCUGGCUUGGGUCUGCCACACGGUCGCUUUCUACGACUCCUGUCGCAUCUACGCUACCACGCCUUCGAACUGCCUUAACUGCCGUGUCACACCUGCAAUUUCGUUCGCGUUGUUGCUGCGUUAUCUCCGUUCUCGUCUCCAGCAGUUCAGCAUCUAAGAUCAAACAGCUAAGACCAAGCAGCUAAGACCAAGCAGCUAAGAACAAACAGCUAAGAACAAGCAGC